CCCUCUUCCCGCAAGUAACCGCCACCCCCACCACCGGAAUCCCCCUCCCCCUCGCCCCUCGCUCUCUAGGGUUUAGGGUUCCGGCGAUAUGUCGACGGCGAAGCCCCGCCCCACCGCCACCCGCGGCGGCCCCGCACCCGCCGCCACCCGCGGCGCACCCGCACCCGACGCCCCCGCCGCCCCGACCGCCGCUCCCGCGGCCGCCGCGAAGCCCGCCGUGCAGCUGCGCAAGCCCGUCUUCACCACCAUCGACAAGCUGCUGCCGCAGACGCACGGCCACAACCUCACCGCGCGCGUCCUCUCCGCCCGCGCCGUCCUCGACAAGCCCGCCGCCCGCACCCGCGUCGCCGAGUGCCUCGUCGCCGACCCCACCGGCACCGUCCUCUUCACCGCCCGCAACGGCCAGAUUGAGAUGCUGAAGCCAGGCAACACGGUGAUCUUCCGCAACGCCAGGAUCGACAUGUUCAAGGACACGAUGAGGCUGGCGGUGGACAAGUGGGGCCUGAUCGAGGUGGUCGAGGAGCCCGCCGACUUCAAGGUGAACGAGGACAACAACAUGUCGGAGAUCGAGUACGAGCUCGUGAACGUGCCGCCGAAGAAGCAGGAGCGUAAGAAGUGAGCGGUGGACCGGACCGGCUCUCUCUGGCUGUGGACAUAGAUUUUGGGAGGCAGUGGGUAGCAGUAGUAGGUUCGCUUCAUUAUCCUGGAAUGCGCUAUUAGUAGUAGUGAAAAAGGCUUCAGCAGGAAGGAAGGCCUGGUCUCUUUGGGUUUAUGGAUGGGAUCGUGUUCUGUGUCGGUGGUGGCGUCGUGUAAUUGGCCAGCCUAUUAAACUUUGUUGGUAUGGAGUUUUGGAUGCUGUUCUGAUGGCAAUAUUCUGGGAUUAUCAAGUGAUGCGCUCUUCUGAAUCA
This is a messenger RNA of Triticum aestivum (bread wheat), 908 nucleotides long. RefSeq lists its product as uncharacterized. The transcript is spliced from 2 exons. The record is from RefSeq and is a predicted model, not a curated record. Lineage: Eukaryota; Viridiplantae; Streptophyta; Magnoliopsida; Poales; Poaceae. Bases 89 to 619 code for a protein of 176 amino acids.